AUGGGCUGCUGCGGCUGCGGAUUGCUGGGGCGGGCGUGGAAGGGGUUCAUCCGCCUUCGCAAAUCUCCGCUGACAUCGCUCUUCGUCGUGAGCGUGGCUAUCUUUACCGACAUGCUGGUCUACGGCAUGGUGGUGCCCAUCUUCGUGCCCGAGAUCCUCAACGUCACCACCGUCGAGGCACGUACACCACACUGCCUCCCACGCCAGGUCAUGUCACCCUAUGCUUCUAACAACGUGGGGGGGGGCUACUACUUCAAGGUGGGAGUGCUGUUCGCCAUGUACGCGGCGGGCCUGUUGAUAGCGACUCCCAUCUUCGGUAUCCUCACAGACAGGUUCGGGCGCAAGUGGCCCAUGCUGGUGGGUCUCGUGGGGCUGGGCGCAGCCACCUCCAUCCUGGCCUUUAUCAAGUGCUUCCAGGGCAUCUCAGCGGCCGCUACUUGGGUAACGGGCCUGGCGCUGGUGGCCGACAUGUUCCCAGCGGAGCAGCUGGGGUGGGCCAUGGGCAUCGUGAUGAGCGUGUGCCAGGUCGGCAUCCUGAUUGGGCCUACGGGAUUCGUGUACGAGCUGGCCGGGUACCAGAUGCCGUUCCUCAUCGCCGCGGGCGUGGCCGUGUUGGACGGCGUGCUCCGCAUUCUGCUGGUGUCGGACGACAAGCCCACCUGGAAGGCCCAGAAGCGGAAGGAGGAGCGCCAAAAGCGCCGGGCUGGCGAGAAGGCCACUGCGGCCGCCCCCGCAGCGACCCUCAACCCGGGCGACUGCGAGGCCAUGGCCGACGACGACAUCGAAUCGGGCGACAGCGCUGGGUCGCCCAGGCCGCAGCCGGCCGAAGCCGACCCCCCGACCACGUCGCCCGGCGUAAAGACGCCCCUUCUGGCGGGCAAGAAGGAGAGCAGCACGACACACGGUAGCGGUGGUAGUGGUCGUGGUGAUGACCAGCCAGAAGCGGCUGCGCUCACCGCCGCAGAGGCUGUGGUGCCGCAGCCGCUGUCGUUCUGGGACCUGGUGCAGAACAAGUCGAUCCUGAUCACGUCGGUGGUGGUGCUGCUGGCCUCGAAUGCGCUCACGGUGCUGGAACCCACGCUGCCGACCCACCUGGAGAAGGUGUUCGACUCGACGCCCAUGCUCACGGGCCUGGUCUUCAUGUGCGAGAGCCUGGUCGACAUCGUGGCCUCCCCGCUUGUCGGGUGGUACUCGGAUCGCGUGGGCAACAAGCCCCUCAUGAUCGCCGGCAUGCUCCUGGCCGGGCUGGUCAUGGUACUUCACCUCCUCCUCGUCUUCAUCUUCUUCUUGGGGUCUGUCGCACUGACGACGCAUCAUCGCAAGCCCAUCGUGGCGCUGCCCACAGAGUGGUGGCAGCAGUACUUGGCGGUGUCGGCCAUGGCAGUGUGUAACGCCCUCAUGCUGACCCCGACCCUGCCCGAGCUCGCAGCUCAAGUCGAUGCCAUGGGCGGAGGCGCCUACGGCCAGGUCUACGCCAUCUACAACUUCUUCUACUCGCUUGGCAUGCUGGGCGGGCCGCUGGUGGGGUCGAUCUUGACGGACCACAUCGGCCUGUUCCUGACCAUGGUAAUCUUCGGCGGUGUGGUGGCCCUCUUCUCUCCCGUGCUCGUUGGUGCCCACCUCUUUGGCUUGGACAGCUACGAAGCUGCAAAGAGGGAGGCGUCCCAGUCCGCCCAGCCGGCCGCUCGGGACCCCUCGCCCUCAUCUGACGACGCGGGCUUCUCGCCCAUCGCUGACUACGGGGGCGAUCAAGCCUGCGUAGUAGCCGAGAGCGAAGACUUCGUUCAGCCCGCCCCAGUCUCUUCUCCGCAGCAGGAGAGCGAGCCUCUGCUCACUUGA
Molecule: messenger RNA, 1839 nt
Organism: Acanthamoeba castellanii str. Neff
Lineage: Eukaryota; Discosea; Longamoebia; Acanthamoebidae
Product: transporter, major facilitator subfamily protein
Exons: 5
Coding region: 1-1839 (612 amino acids)
Biological process (GO): transmembrane transport
Molecular function (GO): transmembrane transporter activity
Source: RefSeq, a predicted model, not a curated record